Messenger RNA from Diospyros lotus (date-plum), 4237 nucleotides. Its product is annotated as scarecrow-like protein 33. The coding region runs from base 295 to 2526 and encodes 743 amino acids. Gene Ontology annotation, molecular function: DNA-binding transcription factor activity; sequence-specific DNA binding. The transcript has 3 exons. NCBI's taxonomy places the organism in Eukaryota, Viridiplantae, Streptophyta, Magnoliopsida, Ericales, Ebenaceae. The record is from RefSeq and is a predicted model, not a curated record. Gene Ontology annotation, biological process: regulation of DNA-templated transcription. Gene Ontology annotation, cellular component: nucleus.
UGGAGAAAGUGGACUCUUUGUUUCCAAAAACAAUAUCUUUUGAUUUCCUAUUCUGGACGCAAACGGAACGAAACGAGGUUGUCGCGCGGUUUGACGGAGCCGGUGUUAUCCGACGGCCAAGAAGUUCCAAUCCUCGGUGGCUUUCUGUUUCCAGGAAGGUUCACAACGUUGUAAAAAUCAGCCAACAAAUAUUAGCCCUUCUUGUGGACUAAUGAUAACAUUCAAUUCGUCUCAAAGGGUUCAUCUCUCUCUCUCUCUACUGUGAGCUAAGUAGGGAUUUGUGCUCAGGUGAUCAUGGAUCCACAACUCGCUGAAUUCUCUGAGACCGGAAAAAAUGGUUACGAAUUUGAUGAUAAUGCCUUCUUACCCAAUCAUCAUCAGCCUGAAAAUCUUGUAAACACAGUCAAGUUUGGAGAUGACACUAUAUAUCUCAACAGUUUCUCAGAUUUUCCGCCCCUUUCCCCAAAUCCUGACCCUGGCUAUGUCACUUGGACCUUGGGAAGAAGCUCGGAAGGUGACUCUCUACAUGAUGGUGACUUCUCUGAUAAUGUUCUUAAGUACAUCAGUUCAAUUCUGAUGGAGGAGAAUAUUGAGCAGAAGACCAGUAUGUUCCAUGAUCCUUUGGCCCUCCAAGCUACUGAGCAGUCCUUGUAUGAAGUUAUUGGUGAGAAGUACCAGGCCUCCACCAAUCACCUGCCUGUUUACUUCAAUCAAAAUGUUGCAAGCUCAAGCUCGGAGGAUUAUCUGUUUGCUAGUUCUAGUGAUCAGGGUACGGACAGCAAUUCUAGCAGUGACAAUACUGUUGAUCCUAAAUGGAUUGUUGAUCAGGGACAUCAAAAUCCCAGUAGACGAAGUCAUCCGCUUGGUAAUGAUGCUAAUGGCCCAAUGGAUUCUUCUAUGGUUAGCCAUAUGGUUUCCAACAUAUUUGCUGAUAGCCAGCCAAUCUUGCAGUUCAAGAGAGGGGUGGAGGAAGCUAGAAAGUUCCUUCCUACUAGUGAUCAAUUGAUUAUCGAUUCAGAGAGCUAUAGAUUGCAUCCAGAGUCGAUGCAAAGGGCUUCUAAGGUGGUAGUCAAGGUUGAGGAGAAUGAGAAGGAAUGCUCCCCUAAUGUCUUGUCGGGUAAAAAGAAUCAUCAACGGGAAGAUUGUAAUCUAGAAGAAGAGAGAAGCAGAAAGCAGUGGGCAAGUUGUGAGGAAGAUGAGGCUGAGUUAUCUGAAAUAUUCGACAGGAUUUUGCUUUUCGGUGAUGUAAAAGAUGACCAUGCAUGCUGUGAUGUCAAAGAAGAAGUGGAAAGUGAAGCAAGCAUGAGUUUGCGGCAGAUUGGACAACCACAUGGUUAUUUUCGUGGAAAGACUCGUGGUAGAAAACAAGGAAAUAAAAAUGAAGCCGUGGAUUUGAGGACUCUAUUGAUUACUUGUGCACAAUCUGUCGCUGCUGAUGAUCGCAGGACUGCUAAUGAACUACUAAGACAGAUUAGGCUGCACUCUUCUCCUUUGGGUAAUGGGGUACAGAGGUUGGCACAUGUCUUUGCUAAUGGUCUUGAGGCGCGCUUGGCUGGAACCGGAAGCCAUAUUUAUGCAGCCUUAGCUCCCAGAAGUAGUUCAGCUGCUGAAAUGUUAAAAGCUUACCAGUUUAAUUUAUCAGCUUGCCCAUUCAAGAAGAUGGCGAUAUUUUUCACUGGCCAAAAUAUUUUGGACGUAGCUGCAGCAUCAACCAAAAAAAAGCUUCACAUUGUUGAUUUCGGUAUCCUUUAUGGUUUCCAAUGGCCCAUCCUGAUCAAAUAUCUACAUACUCUGCCCGGUGGUGCUCCUGAGCUUCGAAUUACUGGGAUAGAGCUUCCUCAACCUGGUUUCCGACCUGCGGAACUUGUUGAGGAGACAGGACGUCGGUUAGCAAAGUAUUGCGAACGAUUUAAUGUUCCAUUUCAAUACCGGGCCAUAGCACAGAAAUGGGAAACUAUCAAACUAGAGGACCUCAACAUAAACAGUGACGAGGUGCUUGCUGUGAAUUGUCUCCUCCGGUUUAAGAGCCUACUUGAUGAGACAGUUGUGGUAGACAACAGUCCAAGAGACGCAGUUCUUGGGUUAAUCAGGAAGAUGAAUCCAGAUAUUUUCAUUCAUUCUGUUGCAAACGGGUCGUACAAUGCGCCAUUCUUUGUCACUCGGUUUCGUGAGGCACUCUUUUACUACUCCUCAAUGUUUGAUAUUUGUGACACUAACACGCAACGAGAAAAUCAGGAAAGGCUGAAUUAUGAGAGAGAGUUCUUUGGGCGUGACGUCAUGAAUGUGAUAGCUUGUGAGGGUGUGGAAAGGGUGGAGAGGCCAGAGACAUACAAGCUGUGGCAGGUUCGGAGCAUGAGAGCAGGCUUCAGAAUCCUUCCAUUGAGUCCGGGGCUUGUGGAGAAACUGAGGGGUAAAGUGAUGGCAGACUUCCACAAAGAUUUUGUGAUAGAUGAAGAUGGCAAAUGGAUGUUGCAGGGAUGGAAGGGUAGGAUUUUGUGCGCUAGCUCCUGCUGGGUACCCGCAUAGAGGUCUUUCAAGCCAUUUUUGCUACGACUCUGAUCCGAAGACUUUAGAGUUUCCUCCUCGGGGAGCAGGCAAAGGAUGCAACACGGGCAAAGGAGAAUGGUACUGUUAUCUUCAAGUUUAGUUACUUAUUUGAUCCGAGAUUUGGAAAAAGGAAAAAUUUAGCCUAAUAGUUGAAUAGGAGCUGACGAUUCUUGUUUCCAGUGACGAGAUUGUCUCGGGUAGUACCUACCUUGCUUCUUUCAGAAAAUGCUUAUGGAUGAUUCUGACGUAUGAGGAUCACAUAUAAGUGCUGGGGUUGUACUCGGUUGUAAACUAGUAAAUUUAAUCUGUUUGUAGUUUAGGGUAACACAAUAAGGAGUUGAGUCAGUCUGGAAGAUUAAAGAUUUGUCACCUGUCUGUGAGGACCUGUUCUGGCGAUGAAGAUACUGUUCACUUGGCCAUUUUGCUUGCAACGUUGACAUGGAGAUGGGUGGGUGGGUGUGGGUCUACCUCAGCUUCUUGCUUGUAACUCUAUCGUGAGCUUAGUAGCUGUGUGUGUGUUUGCUCAGCAGAUGUACCAGAGUGGAAGUAGAUUUUGCUGCAGUUUGCAUCAUCUUAAAAAAAAUGUAUUCUGGUUCUUGGGUGUUAGGAACAGAUAAAGAUCCCCCCCCUCUUCAAUGAAUUGUUUAGGUGGUGUUAUUUUACUCAAGACUUGGACUUGGCUACCCAUGAGCAGGAGCAGCUGCAUUUAUGAGGAAUGGGGACAAAGUCCAGCGCCGAUCUCCUCAUGAAAGUGGCAAAUUCUUAGGGUCCGUUGGGUUCAACUUUUGCUUUUAGUGUUUGUUAUAAAAUCAAAAUUAAAGACUAAAAAACGAAAAACUGAUUUAACUCCGUAAAGGAUCCUCACUAUUUCAUCCAACUGAUUAACCCUAACAAUCAUGUUUUGUUCAAAUGAAGGCCAAUCGACGAUUGGUGUGAAAAAUUCUGCAGUAUCGUGAAUUAAAUAUCAAUAGAGGGUGGGCUGCACUCCGUUGACUUUGAUUAUUGACUCUGUUAUAGUAAUAAUUAAGCUGCGAGGGUUUUAAUCAGCCAUGUUUAGUUUAGAUAUUACAUUGUCACUCUCAGUUUCUUUCCAACCCUAUUAUGAUAAGGAUCAGAUCAGGGGCAGAGUUAUUAUCUAUUAUUUUUUUAAAGAAAAAAUGGUAAUACAUAAUCCGGUAAUUAGAUGUGUAUUUGGUCGGGGAGGGAGCGAAAGAUGUUUGUGUUAAAAUCUCUUUCAAGAUUGUGUGUUAUAGAAAUUUAAUUUAAUCCAGACUUUUAAUUUAUUUCUUUAUACUCUUUUAUAUAUUUAUAAUUAUUAUUUUUAAGACACGAUAAUGUGACAAUUCAUGUAGAAACAAGCUUCUGGUUUGUCUCUUUCAACCCUCGUCUUCCCCGUUUGGCCUCCCAAAGGUCAUCUUCCACCUUCAACUGACAGGUUUUUUUUGCUGACAACUCAAAACAACCAUGAAAUGACAGGGUAUCCUUGUUACAGAGGGCUUGUGUUCUGUUUCAAGCGAGACCACAUGUAUGGUUCUUGAAGUUGGAUUUUCCAUCGAAUUACUGUGCCAGGAAGGUCCUCUUGGAUUUGUAUCAGUGGGCGUUUUCUGGUUCCAAGGAGGGCGGAUGCGAGUCAGAACAUGAAUCUGUUUCAGCCUAUUCAGAUACGAACUUGAUUACAGGAUUUCAGCUU